AUGGACGAUGUAGAUGAAUUUUCAGCUGCCCCAGUGAUAGCUUGGCUCAUGUAUACCCGGGAUACCUUGCGGCAACUACAUUAUAAUGUGAGGACAACCCCGAAUGUCAAUAUCAUUGAGAAAUGCAGUCGGCAGAAGCUUGAAGUAUUGUCGUUGGCUCAUAACUCUGUAACAGGUGUUGAACCCAGUUAUCAGAAAUUUCCAUGUUUGAAGUCACUUUCCCUAAGUUAUGUCAGUAUAUCAGCAUUGGAUUUGAGCCUUUUGCUCACCGCAUGUCCAAAACUUCAGAAUUUGACCCUUAUUAAUCCUGAUAUUGCCAUGUCGGACGCACAGGCAAUUAUGGAACUUAACAGCUCUUCAUUGAAAGAUAUCUAUGUGGAAGCUGUCAGUUUAGACAAGUUCAUAUUGGAGGCUGAUGGCAUUGAGAAUCUGCACCUGAAAGAUUGUACCCUUGAGGCUUUCGAGCUUAUUGGUAAGGGUUCAUUGAGGGUUCUGAAGAUUGACGAUGUUAGUGUCCUCCAUCUAGAUAUUGGUGAGAACACAGAGAAUCUUCAGAUUGUGGAUGUUAGCAGCUUUACGAUUAUGUGGCCAAAGUUCUAUAACAUGAUCUCAAAAUCAUCAAAUUUAAAGAGGCUUCGGCUCUGGGGUGUUGUAUUUGAUGAUGAGGAUGAGGUCGUGGAUUUGGAGACUGGGACAUCUCCUUUGGAGAACGUGGUUGUGUUAGAACUUGGGUGGACUAUAAUCAGUGACCUUUUCUCUGACUGGGUAGCCGGACUUCUAGAAAGAUGCCCUAAUUUGAAGAAGUUGGUUAUUUGUGGCGUUGUUUCAGAAGUUAAAUCCCCUGAAGAAUGCCAAAGGUUCAGUUUGAGUAUGAAUAGAAGUCCUGCUGACUGCUGUGGUGACUGUUCAAAUUUGGCUCCGCGUGAUUGUCCAACAAGUGUGGUUACUAUUUGGAUAAUUUGGAUUCAAGCUGUUUAUGGUACUCAAUAUGGCUACCUUCCUGAAUAUGGGUCGCGGGUUUGGUAUGCUAUGUCUCCCGAUUGCUUGAGCAGUGUGGUUACUAUUUGGAUAAUUUGGAUUCAAGCUGUUUAUGGUACUCAAUAUGGCUACCUUCCUGAAUAUGGGUCGCGGGUUUGGUAUGCUAUGUCUCCCGAUUGCUUGAGCAGGUGA
Prunus armeniaca (apricot) is the source of this 1170-nucleotide messenger RNA. NCBI's taxonomy places the organism in Eukaryota, Viridiplantae, Streptophyta, Magnoliopsida, Rosales, Rosaceae. The record is from the annotation of a GenBank genome assembly.